AAGAAAAUCGAAUUUAACAGAGUCAAUUAACAAGGAGAGGAACGAUGCAGAAAUUCAUCAAAUAUCUAGUAAAAUAGCAAAACUGCAACCAAAAUCUUGCAAAAAUUCAAGCAUAUGAGGAAAGAGCAAAUCCAACGUCUUAUAAUUUAUUUACAUAUUUAUUUUUUUAAUCAACGUCUCAGAUUUAAACCCAGGACAUCCCGACGGCAGUCCUUAAAGAGGCAUUAUACCCUAGAAGGCACCGUAUCAUAUCAUUGCCUGAGAGAGAAAACCGCUUCUAUUCGAUUCAAUCUUCUCUCAGUUUCUCACGUUGUCCACUAACUACCUAAACCGCACUAUACAGGCAAAUCUGUCCCUCAUUUUUACAGUUUUUUCAGCCUCUCCGAUCUUAAACAAUUUCUAUCCUUUAAUUUCCUUUGCAAAGAUGACCAACAACAACACUGAUUCUGCUCUGGAAUUCAAUUUCCCAUCAUAUUCUUCAGUCCCUGCUGCGAUCCUAUUCCACCACCAUCAGAAAAUGCGUAAGAAGCGUACCAAGUUGAUCAAGGUUGAACCCAGUUUAGUUCCUUCUACUAGUAGCGUUACUGUUGUCUCCAAGCCAAAAUAUCAGGGCAAAAAACCUGACCCUUCUGCUCCCAAGAUCACAAUGCCUUGUAGCGAGUGCGGUAAAAAGUUUUGGUCAUGGAAAGCACUCUAUGGCCACAUGAGGUGCCAUCCUGAACGUCUAUGGCGUGGAAUUAAUCCACCACCUAAUUAUCGCAGACACGUUUCGCCAAUUCGAGAGAUGGAUUAUGUAAAGGAAGCUGCAAUGACUUCGGAGGAUUAUGAGGCGGCUGCGUGUUUGUUGUUAUUGGCUAACAGUGAUGGUGUAUUGACAUUUGCCGAGACCAAAUGUGGAGGUGGCAAUGGCGGUGGGGAUGGUACUAGUCAUAGUAGUUUUCAUUUUCAGGAAGAUGUGAAUUGUCGUUUUGAGUGCUCGAGUUGCAAGAAGGUGUUUGGAUCCCAUCAGGCAUUAGGAGGUCACAGGGCAAGUCACAAGAACGUGAAGGGCUGUUUUGCAUUGAAUUGUGACAUGGUUGGGGAUCAUAAUGGAAGUAGUGGUGGUGGUCUGAAGGGGAAUGCGGAGGAUAAUAGUACUGAUAAUAAGAUGUUGAUGGUGUUAGGGCACAAAUGCAGUAUCUGCUUGAGGGUGUUCCCUAGUGGGCAGGCACUAGGCGGGCACAAGAGGUGCCACUGGGAGAAAGGGGAGGAAGCCUUAUCUUCAUCAAUGAAUCAAGGAAUUGCAACCAAGGAAAAAGCUUCUGGGUUGGACCUGAACUUGCCUGCCCCACUUGAAGAUGAAUCAUUCGCUUCUUACCUCGCCCUAGAUUUGAGAUUGGGGCUUUGAAAGGUUUUUUGUAUGAAAACUGACCUGUAUUGGUAGUAUAUAUAUAUAUAUACACACACGUAUAUUCAUUGUUGUUAAUGCUCCAGAAUUGGGAAGCAUACAUGUGCGUGUUAUAUAAAGGAAGCUUG
Molecule: messenger RNA, 1515 nt
Organism: Hevea brasiliensis (rubber tree)
Lineage: Eukaryota; Viridiplantae; Streptophyta; Magnoliopsida; Malpighiales; Euphorbiaceae
Product: zinc finger protein ZAT3-like
Exons: 1
Coding region: 425-1387 (320 amino acids)
Source: RefSeq, a predicted model, not a curated record